Molecule: messenger RNA, 3194 nt
Organism: Cotesia glomerata
Lineage: Eukaryota; Metazoa; Arthropoda; Insecta; Hymenoptera; Braconidae
Product: meckelin
Exons: 12
Coding region: 123-3182 (1019 amino acids)
Biological process (GO): cilium assembly
Cellular component (GO): MKS complex; ciliary transition zone
Source: RefSeq, a predicted model, not a curated record
CAGAACUUUUCCGCAGUAAUUGGUUGCUAGGAUACGUAUCCACCUUAUAUGACAACAAACAAACACACACAGUGCAUAUUAUUUAUUGUUUUCUCCAACACUCACUUUCAUACUGCCAAACAAUGGACGAGUACUUAACAUGUUUUUUUAUACUUUUAUACUUAAUUAAUUAUGUUAUGAGUGACUCUGAUGAUUUUAUAUUUGAAUAUUCGAAUCCCCAAGAGUGUAGCCGCAAUGAACUGUUUAUCCCUCACAAUUUUACGUGUCAAAAAUGUCCCAGUAAUUUGAUAUCGUCUGAAAAUCAUUUAGAGUGUAUUUGUGAAAAAAAUGGUAAGCAAAUUACUUCAGAAGAUGGUACUGUGUCCUGUGAAAGGUGCCAAUAUUCGACAAUUCUUACUUCUGAUGAAACCGACUGCAUCUCUUGUCAAAAUAACACUUGUCACUGUUCUAGCAAUCAAAUUAAAAUUGAACGGCAUCACAAUGGAACAUUACUCGACACUUUAAUGUGUCUUCCAUGCCCGGAAAAUUCGUUUCUUUCAAGCGAUAACAGUAAGUGUCUUCCUUGUUCAAUAAUAUUUACAAAAAAUUAUGAAAAAAUAUUUUCUUUAACAAUUUUGCACGAGAGAAUUUUAAAAUACUGCCUGCAAAAUAAUUUAACGGCGUGGAUUAAUAUUAAAGAAAGUUAUUUAAUUAAAUACCAAAGACAAGUGAUUGACAGCUAUUACUUGAGGACUGAGUUACCUGUAGCUCAUCAAUUAUGUCAAAAAAAAAAUAAUGAUGCUUGCGAACAUCUUUCUAAUAUUUGUCUUCUUACUCUUCAAUUUGACAGUUUUCCCUGUAAAUUGUUUUUCGACAAAAAUUUAACUAAUUCUACAAGACUUUUUUAUCCUAAAAAUGAAAAUAACAAAAUUUUGAACCGUAAAAGUAUACCAUUAACUUUUACUUUACUACGCAACCAUACCUUUAGUAAAAUGAACUUUGCUGCAUCAACGUUUUCACUUAAUGGCCAAUUCAAGUCAACAAGUCAGUGGAAUCCUUCAUGUUCUUUCUUCGAAAAUAUUCGCUUCGGUAUUAAUGCCAUUAAGGAAUGUAAAAUAAAUGCAAAAGAGUUGCUAAACUCGAAUAUCGAAAUCUUGACUCCUUAUUUAACGUACUACGAUACUGAAGCUAAAAAAAAAUAUUUGUAUGAAUUAGCGGUUUUAAUAAAAAAUAUACAAUCUAAUGUAAACAACGACAUAUCUCAGUGGCAAUUAUCGAGAAAAUUUUUUACUGUAGACAGUGUAACUGGCUUUGCAGUUACUAGUUCAGGAAAUUCAACUUUUUUACGAGCACCCGAACCUUCUGCGAUACGUUACCUUAAAUCAAUGACUGUGCAGGUUAAAAUGCAAGGAAGAAAUGUACCAGGGAAGAUAUUUCCUCCUUUGAUUAUCAUCGAAUACGGAGAGGCGACUCAUCAAGAUGUGAUUCAAAAUACCGAGCUGACUGUUGAAUAUAAAAUUAGUUUUACUUUAGCUGAAAAAGAAUUUAAAGGAGCUAUUGAAAUUGCAAUUGGAAUUUUUUCGAGUUUAGCAUUAAUCCACGCUGGCCUAAAAACCUGGAGAUAUUGUAAAAAAAAUUGUUAUUCAUUAAUCAAUGUAUCGACGUUACUUUUAUUUUUUAUUAAUUUAUUUGAAGCGAUAGGGAAUGCUUUAUUAUUUGUAUCGACAGCUUCGUGUAUUUAUUAUUUUAUUUUCUAUAAAGGACAAACAGUAUUACAUAUUUUACUUCCGGAUGAUUAUUUUGAAUUGAUUAUUAAGAUAUCAACAGUUGUUGCGUUUGGUGGAAAAGUAAUCGGGGUAUUAUAUUUAAUAUACCGUCAUAGAAAUGUAAACAUUUUUUUUGUUGAUUGGGAACAAUCACGACGUGUUUUAUCCCCAGCUAGUUACGACUCUCCACAUACGUCAUUAAGGAAAUCUUACAGAAAAAAAUUUUACAAUGAGCAUUCUCAAACGAUAUCCGAACUUGUUGAAUCGCGCACUAAAAAUUCAUCGAAGUCAAGUUUAAAUAAUACUAAUAAUAAUAUUAAUAAUUCCAAUGCCAGUUCUCCAAGUCAGCAAUCAAUAAAUCAUAGUAAUUCGUCAGAAGAAUCGUCAGAAGGCAAUAAAAUCCUUCUAAAAGAAAACGAUACUGAAAAUAUCUCAAAUGACAAAUGGUUAGUGAGUGUAUGGAGAAUUUACUUCGUUAUUAGUCAAUGGUUGCGCAUUAAAACUAAAAGAAAAACCAGCGUGUCUUUUCAAAUAUUUUCAACAAUUUUUAUACUUGAGGUGAUUGGACUGAAGAUGUUGGGUCUAGCAGUACCAGACAUGACUAUGACUGAAAAUAAACUUGUGGACGAUAAUUUUACAUUGCAGUAUGCUGUAGGAGUAAUAAUAUAUGUUGUUGUUUAUUUAUUUCAAUUAAUGUUAGUGAAUUUGUAUGAAAAAUACGUUAAGAAUAGUUUGCAGGGGUUUGUUGAUUUGUGUUCGGUCGCUAAUAUCAGUUUGUUGAUUUUUACUGAUGAUUAUUAUGGAUAUUACAUCCAUGGCAGAUCUGUCCAUGGAUUUGCUGACACAGAUCUGAUGAGUCUAAUAAGCGAUUUACAGAGAGAAGAAAAUAAUUUAUGUGCUCACAGAGGCCUCAUACCUGGCACGACUGAACAGACUUUUGUUGUUUGUAUUUCUAGAAAAUUUAGAGUUUUUUAUAAUGCUUUAUUGGGAUCAAUUAAUUCGAAUGCAAGAAAUUUUUCACGACGUCACUUUUCAAAAUUAUCUAUGUGGAAUGAACGUUGUAAAACGCAUUUGAAAUUACGUAAAUUUCUAUGUGGUUUCUUGGAGCAUUGUUAUGUUAAUAUUAAUUACAUUGUCAAAGAAAGAUGCUUUUUAGAAAAAUUAUGUGAUAUUGAACUAGUAGACACUACUGACAAGACUGUUUUUUAUAUAGAUAAUAACUAUUCUUUUGAUACAAUCAUUUUCCACGGCAACGAGUGGGUAUUGGCAACAUUUGAACUGUCAACAUUUUUAUUUACCCUGGUCCUGGGGCAUAAUUACAUUCUAUCGGCAAUUUUUACAAUAUUUUUAUCCCAAUUACUGACGCUACUUGCUAAAUUCAAUCAAAGCGAAAGUAUUUCACGUAAGACUCUGAUCGACGAACGGUUUCUCAUGUAGAAAAGCAAUAAA